Molecule: messenger RNA, 472 nt
Organism: Aedes albopictus (Asian tiger mosquito)
Lineage: Eukaryota; Metazoa; Arthropoda; Insecta; Diptera; Culicidae
Exons: 2
Coding region: 90-419 (109 amino acids)
Source: RefSeq, a predicted model, not a curated record
GUCUUCGAAUGCGUAUAAAAAGUAAGCGAUUUUACCCGAUGAAGUUCUUUGUCUAACGAGAUUCUAUCGCAUCCAUAGAGGGUGGAAAGAUGAGGGUUCUGGCCGGAUUUGUGCUUCUACUAGCAACUUUACAAGCUUCCCUCGGCUUCACGCUUCCCCGUGAACGACGUCAAUCAAGUUCUUCGUCGGUGAUGGCCAUCGGUGAGGAUGGAGACCGGGCCGCCAUUCCCGGACUGAGCGAGAUCCAAACGGCCAUCCAAGUGGCACAGUUUCUGAUCAACGUGGGCCAACAGGUGCUUCCGGCAAUUCUGCAAAGUUUGGCCCCUCCGAUGAGCAGUGAAGGAACCCGAAUGGACGAGAUGCAGCUGAUUCAAAUGGUUCGUCAACGGAUGAUGAUGGAAAACAGUGGUGGUUCGUAGCGCGAGGGGUUGAGGGAUCGGAAGUGAACCAGAAUAAAUAUGUCGAUGAAAUA